Molecule: messenger RNA, 5247 nt
Organism: Scatophagus argus
Lineage: Eukaryota; Metazoa; Chordata; Actinopteri; Scatophagidae
Gene: ppp1r12a
Product: protein phosphatase 1, regulatory subunit 12A
Exons: 27
Coding region: 124-3273 (1049 amino acids)
Biological process (GO): signal transduction
Cellular component (GO): cytoplasm; Z disc; A band
Molecular function (GO): enzyme inhibitor activity; protein kinase binding; phosphatase regulator activity
Source: RefSeq, a predicted model, not a curated record
UCUCUCUCGGUUCCCCCCUCCUCCCCAGCCCUCCCUUCCCACGCCCCAGUGCGCUGUGGGAUAGUGGCACUAUAAAGUAUAUCCUCUCUCGGAGAAAGAUAAGAAGCCCGAGACAGGAGGGGGAUGAAGAUGGCGGACGCCAAGCAGAAGAGGAAUGAACAGUUAAAGCGAUGGCUGGGCUCGGAAACGGACCUGGAGCCUCCUAUUCUGAAAAAGAAAAAGACGAAGGUGAAGUUCGAUGAUGGCGCCGUGUUUCUGGCCGCCUGCUCAAGCGGCGAUACCGAGGAGGUGCUCCGAUUGCUUGACCGGGGCGCUGACAUCAACUACGCCAAUGUAGACGGUCUCACCGCCCUCCACCAGGCAUGCAUUGAUGACAAUGUUGACAUGGUGACUUUCCUGGUGGAGCAUGGAGCCGGCGUCAACCAGCCUGACAACGAGGGCUGGAUCCCCCUCCAUGCUGCAGCCUCCUGUGGAUACCUAGACAUAGCAGAGUAUCUCAUCAGCCAGGGUGCCAAUGUAGGAGUUGUGAACAGUGAAGGUGAGACACCUCUGGACAUUGCUGAAGAGGAGGCAAUGGAGGAGCUCCUGCUGAAUGAGAUCAACAGACAAGGGGUGGACAUCGAGGCAGCCCGCAAAGAGGAGGAGCGGAUCAUGCUGAGGGACGCACGGCAGUGGCUCAACAGCGGCCAGAUCCAAGAUGUCCGGCAUGCCAAAUCCGGAGGGACGUCGCUCCAUGUAGCUGCUGCGAAGGGAUACGUCGAGGUUUUAAAGCUUUUAAUCCAAGCAGGGUAUGAUGUAAAUAUUAAGGACUACGAUGGCUGGACUCCUCUACAUGCAGCAGCACACUGGGGCAAAGAGGAGGCAUGUAGGAUACUGGUGGAGAAUCUAUGUGACAUGGACCUCAUUAAUAAAAUGGGCCAGACAGCUUUUGAUGUAGCAGACGAAGACGUUCUGGGAUACUUAGAAGAACUACAAAAGAAACAAAAUCUGCUGAGCAAGACAGACGUCAAAAAAUCUCCUUUGAUUGAAACGGCAACCACCGGGGAUAACAACCAAUCACUGAAACCACUCAAGAGCAAAGAAACGCUGCUUCUGGAGCCAGAAAAGAGCGCCCCACGCAUCGAGACCUUAGAGCCGGAGAAGGUGGAUGAAGAAGAGGAGGGGAAGAAGGACGAAUCGAGCUGCUCCAGUGAAGAAGAGGAGGACGAAGAUUCAGAGUCAGAGACCGAAGCAGACAAGAGCAAGCCUUCAGCGUCGGUGAGCAACAGCACGACGCCCACCUCGACCAGCAUCACCGUCUCGCCUCCAACCAGCCCAACGAACCAGGUGACGACCCCCACUUCUCCGACAAAGAAGGCCACUCAGCCUGCUGGAAAGGUCUCAGCUAAAGUGGAGGAGGAAAGGAAGGACGAGUCUCCAGCAUCGUGGCGGCUGGGUUUGAGGAAGACGGGCAGCUACGGGGCGCUAGCGGAGAUCACAGCCACCAAGGAGGCUCAGAGGGAGAAGGACACGACUGGGGUGAUGCGCUCGGCCUCGAGCCCUCGCCUCUCCUCCUCCCUGGACAACAAAGACAAAGAAAAGGAAAAGGAUAAAGGGACCCGGCUCGCCUAUGUGGCCCCCACCAUCCCCAGAAGGCUGGCCAGUACUUCAGACAUUGACGAGAAGGAAAACAGGGACUCCACAGCUCUGAUACGCAGUGGCUCAUACACCCGGCGACGCUGGGAUGACGACCUGAAGAACAGUGAAGGAAGCGCCUCCACCAACCGAACCUCUAGCUACCAGCGCAGCACGUCCCAUACGCUAGCACUAGGGCGGAGCGGCAGCACGCGGGACGUGCCAGCCAAGUCUUCGUCCACCUCCAGCUUGGACCCUAACACCUGUAAUACUAAACCCUGGCAGCCACCCAGCUCCCACUACCAGUCUUACAGCAUUUACCGCAGCGGCUCUUUCGGCAGAAGACACGAGGACUUGAGUUCCUCGACCACCUCCUCCUCCACAACGACGACCACCACCUCCUCAUCUGUUACCUCGCCCACAGGCCAUCGUGGCUUUCUCUCCGGCCUGGGCUCCUCCUCCACCCGCAUUGGCUCCACCAGUCUCACCAGCAGGUACUGGUCAGAGGAGAGUGCAGAGAGGGAAAAGGAGAAGGAGAAGGAGUCUGCUGCAGUCAUCCCCACUAUAAACACUGGUUCUACUACGACCACCACAUCUACCACUACCACCACCGCCAUAUCUACCACUACGACCACCACCACUGGCACUGUCACUGGCUCUGAAAGACGCAGGUCAUAUCUGACGCCAGUGCGAGACGAGGAGUCGGAGUCCCAGAGGAAAGCUCGCUCCAGACAGGCUCGACAGUCGAGGAGGUCCACCCAGGGUGUGACUCUAACUGACCUGCAAGAGGCUGAGAAAACAAUCGGCAGGAGUCGUACCACUAAGACCAGGGAGGAGGAGAAGGAGGAGAAAGAGAAGCAGGACAAGGAGAAACAGGAGGAGAAGAAGGAGACGGAGACAAAGGAAGACGAUUAUCGAUCAAAGUAUCGCAGCUUUGAGGAGCGCUACCGGCCUUCGUCUUCCUCAUCCACCUCCACCAUUUCCACAGUCGGCACUGCCUCCACCCCAUCGUACUCUAGCACCGCUUUGUCCUCGAGUUCCAGCUCCCUCAACAGGCCUAACAGUCUGACGGGGAUCACCUCCUCCUAUAGCCGUUCCUCCAGAGAUACGGAAAAAGAAACGGACAAAAGGGAGGAGGAGAAGGAGGGAGAGGACAAGUCUCAGCCCCGCUCCAUACGGGAUCGCAGGCGGCCCCGCGAGAAGAGACGCUCAACCGGGGUCUCCUUCUGGACCCAAGAUGGUGAUGAAAAUGACCCCGACCAGCAGUCAGACUCAGAGGAGGGCAGCACUAAGGGAGACCCACAGAGCGACAGAUUGUCCAGGAACGAGAUCACUUCAUCCUCAGAUCGCAAUGACACUCUGUCGAGUCGCGGCUACGGCGAGAGUCGGAGGACAUACUCAAGCCGACUGGACAGAGACGACACCACUGACUAUAAGAAGCUCUACGAGCAGAUCUUAGCUGAGAACGAGAAGUUGAAGGCCCAGUUACGUGACACGGACUUGGAGCUGGCAGACUUGAAGCUACAACUAGAGAAGGCCACACAGAGGCAGGAGCGCUAUGCCGACCGAUCACAGCUUGAGAUGGAGAAAAGGGUAACAAGCAGGCCCCAAUAUCAUCUGGGUGGUGGAAAGAAGAGCUCUAGAAAGGAAGAUAUCUGAGAUGGAGGAGGAACUUAAGAUGCUCCCAGACUUGAAAGCAGACAACCAGAGACUAAAGGACGAGAACGGAGCACUCAUUCGAGUCAUUAGCAAGCUUUCCAAGUAGAACAGACCCCCCCGUCCCCGUCCCCGUCUCAUCCCGUCCCGUCCUGUCCUCUGCACCCCUCUAGUCCCCCAUGGCAGUGACUAAUGGAAUUGCACAUUUAGAUAUUAAUUGCAACAGACAUCAGAGACAAGACUCCUUUUUUUUUCUUUUUUCUUUUUCUCCCUCCACCCAAUUCCUUUUUAUCUCCCUUUGGCUGCUCCUCCUCCACCGCCACCGCUGCCGCAGCAUCCAUCCAUCCAUCCAUCCACCACCACCACCACCUCCUCCUCGACUGUAAUCCACCCGACGUGUGUGGCUGCUGUCCCGUUAGAACCGGCGAGUUUACGUGGCGCGAAAGGAAAAAGGGUUUGUGUGAUCAGCAUGUUGAAAGCGUUGUGGGCGGGGAAGCCUGAAAACUAUUUAACCAGUAAGCCUUAGUUGUACAUAAAGAGGGGAAAAAAAAGAAAACACACUUGCAUCGAUCUCUUCUCUCUCUCCUCUCUGUCUUGGCUAUCACUGAAGAGCAGAUAUUAUCCCACACCUGAUUUUAUGUGUGCCACAUGUCAUUGUUGUUUUUGAUUCCCCUCCCUGUGUUGUGUGCUGUGUGGUCCCCCUCAAAGUGCCACUUCAGCCCUGAAUCGGCUCCUCGUUUCUCCUUCUAUUGUGUUUUUGUUUUCUUUUAUCCACACACACACAGACACACACACACACGCCCCAACCUCUCCCAUUUAUAAUUUUUUUUUUUUUUUUUUUUUUUUUGUACCUCUGUGUGUCUUCCUCCAAGAGGGAAAAAAUGUUUUGAAUUCUCGCUUUAGCGAAACGAGGCGGACCUGGUGGAGUUUAAGCUUUCACUGUAUGUGCAAUAUGCAUUUUUUCUUCCUUUCUUUCCUUUUUUUUAAUGCUUUAAUGAUGAGUCCAUCACAAUUUAGGAGUUUUUUCCUCCCCCCCACCCCCCCACUCUUCCACCGCUUUCAUCGCUCACCUUUUCCUCCUCCUCUUUUUUUUUUUUUUUGUUUUUGUUUUAAGUUUGUAAUGUAGUCCGUUUAUAUUCUGUGUAUUUUCUCACUUUGUUUUAGCAGGUACUGAGUGAUGCUGUAUAUACCUGUAUGUAUUUGUUUGAGACCAGCACAUGGCAUGCGUUUAUGGUUCCCGUCUGUUACUAUUAAAAGUAUACAAAAUUCCAGAGGACAAAAAAAGUGUGUUUUAAUUAUUAUUUUUUUUCUUUUUCUUUUAUAGUCUAAAGACAUUGGAUACAGUACAAUAGAGCCUCUCUCUUUCACGCCGGACGGUUGGCAGUGUUCAGUGCUUUUUGUUUUCUUUCUUUCUGAGAUUUAAAAAAAAAACAAAAAAACAAUAAUCGCUUCACUACAUUUCACUUUCAUUGUAUUCAGUAUCUUGGAAGAGUGCUGUUAAUUUUGUUUCCAAUUUCUUUUUCUUUUUUUUUUUAAAGCUGUAGUAUUAUAGCCAAGGUGUUGUCACUAAAAAGAGAAAAAAAAACACAAAAAAAGAGAAUAUCUUAGGUAUCGCUAACCCAAUCCUUUUUACGAUGUCUACAUGCACUGUCGAUGCCAUGUGAGGAGUCUUGAUGUCAGGUUAAAGCAAUUCGCCACCAUCGAAUAUUUCAUGCAUCUGAAAACAUUUUAUGCAUUUCAGUGGCCUUUUAAGGAUAUUUUAGUAAAAGAAGUUUAAAAAAAAAAAGAAAGUCACUGCAGAUGGACUGAUGGCCAUCUACUCUGGUUUAGACUUUUUGUUCUUUUUCUUUAUUAUUAUUAUUAUAUUUUUUUUCCGUCAUCUUGUAAAAUAGGUGUGUGGCUUAAUACAUGCAAGCUGUGCUGUGACUACCAACCACUGAAGAGUUCAUUAAAAAUAAACUUGUACAUUGUAAAGUU